AUGGCGUUACGUUCUCUUUUACAGACAUCCCAGAUUUCUCUGGGUCGCUCAUCUGUUUUUUCUUUCCGCAACGUUAGGUAUGCUCACAUCUUCCGUGUUUUCAUCUAACAUGUAUUACAAGCAAACGGCAUUCUUAUUAUUUUUAAGUUUCCCUUGCAGUUCUGCUAGAACCAUGGUUUCUGAAGCCUUUAAGAAACAUGAGGUAGUCCCUGACGUUCUCACGACGGCCCCGACCAGGAAAGUUGAUGUUUCUUUCAACUCAGGCGUCAAGGUAAUGUCAAUCAGAAAUUUAAUGAACUUUUUCAGGCUGAACUAGGGAAUGUUUUGACGCCAACUCAGGUGCAAGAUCCUCCAAAAUUGUCAUGGGAUGCUGAGCCCGGAGCUCUCUAUACACUGGUGAAAACUGGUAUGUUUCUUUUUGUUUUCAUGUACCUGAAAAACGGAUCUUACAUUAAAAGUAUUUUGUUGGGAAAGAUGCAAAUCAAUGGAAGGAAAUUACAGAUCCUGAUGCGCCAUCUCGAAAAGAACCAAAAUUCCGAGAAUGGCAUCACUGGUUGAUCGUGAACAUUCCGGGAAAUGACAUCUCCAAGGGCGACGUUCUUUCUGAGUACAUUGGAGCUGGCCCUCCACCUGAGACUGGACUUCACCGUUACAUUUAUCUUGUCUACAAACAGCCAGGGAAGAUUGAAGACAAGGAACAUGGAAAAUUGGGUCUGUCUGGUGCCAAAAGAAACAACUGGAAGGUCGCUGACUUUGCCAAAAAGCAUAACCUUGGUGACCCCGUGUUUGGAAAUCUUUAUCAAGCCGAGUAUGAUGAUUAUGUGCCAAAGUUGUAUGCUAAAUUGGGUUAA
Molecule: messenger RNA, 851 nt
Organism: Bursaphelenchus xylophilus (pine wood nematode)
Lineage: Eukaryota; Metazoa; Nematoda; Chromadorea; Rhabditida; Aphelenchoididae
Source: the annotation of a GenBank genome assembly